GCCGCUCAAAUCAGUUGCCUUUCGGCCGCUAUCGUGCGCAGAUUUGUUUAGUUGACACUUUGCACUGUAUUUGCAUGGGAACUAUACCAGAUUUAAGGCUAUUAAAGUAUCCUUCAAAAACUAUUUAUUGCACAGAAACCAUAUUAUUCCCAGAAUACAAUCAUGUUUGACAACUCGAUAAAACCACAUCCGGAGGCCAAUGGAGUUUCACAUAAUGCUGCAGGAGAUCGAGCGAUUAGUACUGUCAUUAAUAUGGAACCAGAAACUGAAAGUCCAGUUGGGAUCUUCACCUUACAACCAGAAAAGCAAAGACAGCAAGCAGAGCAGCUCCAAUCCGAAUCCGACAGAAUGGCCAAUUUCGACGAUACGUUGCAACGCGCCCGCCUCGCCUUUUCCAGUGGAAAGACCAGGAACGUCAGCUUUCGACGCAAGCAGCUGGAGAAUCUGCUGCGUUGCUAUGAGGAGCACGAGCAGGAGAUCAUCAGCGCCUUGGAGGCGGAUCUGCGGCGGCCCAAGCAGGAGAGCCUCAUCGUGGAGACCGAGUUCAUGAAGAACGACAUCAGGCACAUUCUGUUCCACCUCGACGAGUGGGUGCAGUCGGAAAAGCCCUCCAAGCCUUUUGUGAACCUGAUGGACGAUGUCCAGAUCCACAACGAUCCGUUCGGCGUGGUCCUGGUGAUCGGCGCCUGGAACUAUCCGCUGCAGCUGCUGCUCGUGCCCGUGGCUUCCGCCAUCGCCGCCGGAAACUGUGUGGUGAUCAAGCCCAGCGAGAUCGCCGCCAACUGCGCCAAGUUCAUUGCCGAUGUCAUUCCAAAAUAUUUGGAUAAUGAUUGCUACCCAGUUGUCUGCGGUGGACCAGGCGAAACCGCUGAGCUGCUCAACCAGCGAUUCGACUACAUCUUCUACACGGGCUCGACGCGCGUGGGGAAGAUCAUCCACGCUGCGGCCAACAAGCACUUGACCCCCAUCACCUUGGAGCUGGGUGGCAAGAGUCCCUGCUACAUUGACAAGUCGGUGGAGCUGCGCACAGCGGUGAAGCGCAUCCUGUGGGGCAAGCUGAUCAACUGCGGACAGACCUGCAUCGCCCCGGACUACAUACUCUGCUCCAAGGAGAUGCAGGAGAAGUUCAUCGCGGAGGCCAAGGACGUGCUGAAGGAGUGGUACGGCGAGAACAUUCAAGGCAGCCCGGAUCUGAGUCGCGUCAUCAAUGCCAACAACUUUCAACGCCUUCUGGGUCUGAUGAAGUCCGGUCGCGUGGCUCUGGGUGGCAACUACGAUGCCGGCGAGCGAUACAUUGAGCCCACCAUCCUGGUGGACGUUAAGGAAACGGACCCCGUCAUGGAGGAGGAGAUCUUCGGCCCCAUCUUGCCCAUUUUCAACGUGGAGAGUGCCUACGAUGCCAUCAAGUUCAUCAAUUCCAGAGAAAAGCCACUUGUAAUUUACGUGUUCUCCAACUCGAAUAAGCUAGUCAAAGAGUUCAGGACCAACACCACCAGCGGCGGAUUCUGCAGCAACGAAACUAUAAUGCACGUUGGAGUUGAUGUGCUGCCUUUUGGAGGCGUUGGCAUGAGCGGAAUGGGCCAGUAUCAUGGAAAGUAUGGCUUCGAGACCUUCACACACAAAAAGUCCUGCCUGGGCAAGAAUUUGGCGGCCCUUGGCGAGAAGUUGGCAUCAGCACGUUAUCCGCCGUACUCGGAUAGGAAGGGAUCGAUUCUGUCCUUCCUGCUGCGCAAGCGUCGUCCGCUGCCCAACCUGCACCUCAGCCAUGUGGUGGCCGUUGGUCUGGGCGUGGGAUUGACGGUGCUGGCCAACUUCUAUCUACAGGUAAGAAAGGGCAAGUUGCUGUCGCGUUAGACACGAUGAUGGAGCCCGGAGUUAAGUGCAGCCUGCGCCAGUGGGCCUUACCAUUUACUUUUGGAAUUGUUUGCAAUAAAUAAAAGCUCAACUGACUAGAAACCGAAAACCUUUUUUUAAUUUUUUAUACGCAUAUCGCUGGGUGAUGUAAAGCUUUGGAUACUUUGUUUUAAUAAUAUAGUUAUUGUUAUUUAGUUGCUAUUUAAUGAAUUGUGAAUGCUAUAAUGUAGUGUACGAAAAAUAAACAAUAUAAAAAUACCA
Messenger RNA from Drosophila gunungcola (fruit fly), 2115 nucleotides. It is a transcript of the gene Aldh-III, whose product is annotated as aldehyde dehydrogenase, dimeric NADP-preferring. Gene Ontology annotation, biological process: aldehyde metabolic process. The transcript has 15 exons. Gene Ontology annotation, molecular function: aldehyde dehydrogenase (NAD+) activity. The record is from RefSeq and is a predicted model, not a curated record. Bases 163 to 1854 code for a protein of 563 amino acids. Gene Ontology annotation, cellular component: cytoplasm. Lineage: Eukaryota; Metazoa; Arthropoda; Insecta; Diptera; Drosophilidae.